Molecule: messenger RNA, 2391 nt
Organism: Gossypium raimondii (Peruvian cotton)
Lineage: Eukaryota; Viridiplantae; Streptophyta; Magnoliopsida; Malvales; Malvaceae
Product: serine protease SPPA, chloroplastic
Exons: 13
Coding region: 142-2193 (683 amino acids)
Cellular component (GO): membrane
Molecular function (GO): peptidase activity
Source: RefSeq, a predicted model, not a curated record
CUUUUUAUUUUUUUCCCAAUUUUGCUGUUCCUCAAUCCUCAUCCAUUUCCGCCAUUUCUUUUCCGCCACUUUUACUAUAUAUUUUCUCUCUUCACUUCAGUUCUUUAGCUUAGUCCAAUUCCAAAUCGAAAACCCAAUAACAUGUCUAAAAUUUUAUUCUUCCAAACUGUUCAUUCAACGCCCAGAAUCCAUCCCAGAAUUGUUACUUCCAUCCUCUCAAAGCCUCUUAUAAUCCCAUCAGUUUCCAAAUGUUACUCUCCCAUCUCUCCAUUUCAUUCCAUUUCUUUGCCAGCUCUUAAACACUAUUUCCAUAGCCCAAGCUUUUCGUUCCCUUCUUCUUUUCCAACUCGAGCUUUCGAUGAUUCUUCGUCUUCUAUCGAGACCCAAAAUGAAAAAGAAGAAAAAGUUGGUGAACAAUCGGAGAUCGAAGAGUAUCCUAGUGGGGAAAUGGAGUAUGAGAAAAUUAGUGGGUGGAAGAGUUUCGUUGUUAAGUUAAAGAUGCUUAUUGCUUUCCCUUGGCAAAGGGUUCGAAAAGGCAGUGUUUUGACUAUGAAACUGCGUGGCCAGAUAUCUGAUCAGCUAAAGAGCCGUUUCUCUUCAGGACUAUCUCUGCCACAAAUUUGCGAGAAUUUUGUAAAAGCUGCAUACGAUCCUCGCAUUUCCGGUGUCUAUCUCCACAUAGAACCUUUGAACUGCGGAUGGGGAAAAGUUGAAGAAAUCCGAAGGCAUAUUUUGAACUUUAAGAAAUCAGGUAAAUUCAUCAUUGCUUACAUCCCUGCAUGUGGGGAGAAAGAGUUUUACCUUGCUUGUGCAUGCGAAGAGAUUUAUGCACCACCAAGUGCUUAUUUUUCUUUGUAUGGUCUGACUGUUCAAGCUUCAUUCCUUGGAGGAGUUCUUGAGAAAAUUGGAAUUGAACCACAGGUUCAAAGGAUUGGUAAAUACAAAAGUGCUGGGGACCAACUUACACGGAAAAGUAUGUCUGAAGAAAAUUGCGAGAUGCUUACUUCAUUGCUUGAUAACAUAUAUGGGAAUUGGCUGGAUGUAGUUUCCUCUUCAAAAGGAAUGAAACGAGAAGAUGUUGAGCACUUUAUUAAUGAAGGGGUCUAUGAAGUAGAAAAGCUAAAAGAGGAGGGAUUCAUAACAAAUAUACAUUAUGAUGAUGAGGUUAUCUCAAUGUUGAAAGAAAGGCUUGGUGUCCAGAAGGAUAAAAAGCUUUCUAUGGUUGAUUACAAGAAAUACUCCAAAGUUAGGAAGUGGACUCUCGGUUUAACUGGUGGUAAAGACCUAAUAGCUGUGAUCAGAGCUACUGGGAGCAUUAGCCGUGUGCGGAGUCCAUUAAGUACGCCAAGUUCUGGUAUCGUUGCAGAGCAAAUCAUUGAGAAGAUUCGUAGUGUCCGAGAAUCAAAAAGAUACAAGGCUGUUAUCAUACGAAUUGACAGCCCCGGAGGUGAUGCUCUUGCUUCAGAUUUAAUGUGGAGGGAAAUCAAACUUUUAGCUGCAUCGAAACCCGUCAUUGCAUCCAUGGGUGAUGUGGCUGCUAGUGGAGGAUAUUAUAUGGCUAUGGCAGCUCAAACUAUUGUUGCUGAAAAUUUGACUUUAACUGGUUCAAUUGGAGUUGUUACAGGGAAGUUUAACUUGGGCAAACUAUACGAAAAAAUAGGAUUCAAUAAGGAGGUCAUUUCAAGGGGAAGAUAUGCUGAACUUCUUGCAGCUGAGCAGCGACCUUUCAGGCCGGAUGAAGCCAAGCUUUUUGAGAAGUCUGCGCAGAAUGCUUAUAAACAAUUUCGAGACAAGGCUGCGUUUUCAAGAUCAAUGCCUGUAGAAAAGAUGGAAGACGUUGCACAAGGUAGAGUCUGGGCAGGUAAAGAUGCAGCAUCACAUGGUUUGGUUGAUGCUAUUGGGGGACUUUCUCGGGCUAUCGCCAUUGCAAAACAUAAAAUCAAGAUACCACAAGACAGGCCUGUUACCCUCGUUGAGUUAUCGAGACCAUCGCCAACACUACCAGAGGUGUUAAGUGGGAUAGGGAGCUCCAUAGUCGGAGUAGACCGAACGGUAAAAGAACUUUUGCAAGACUUGACGUUUUCCGACGGGGUUCAAGCUCGGAUGGACGGAAUUAUGUUCCAGAGAUUGGAGGGAUUUCCCAAUGCUACCCCACUCAUCAGUUUGAUAAAAGAUUACCUCAGUUCACUUUGAGCUUAAACAACUAUUUUUGGGGGAGAUAUUUUUGCUCUUUUGUCAAACUAUAUUUAGAUUCAAAAAAUCAUGAAGUUACCUUUUUUAUGUUGAAACUAGUUUUUUUUUAUCCCUGUAAUGUUCAAUAUAUGUAUUUAAUAACAUUGUUUGCGGUGGUGUGAUUAAGGAUAUUAUAUACAUACACAUGUUUACUUGUCA